UCAAAGGAGUCCUUUGUUAUCGUUGUCUACUCUACGCUUUUGAAAUGAACUUGAAGCUCCACUCCGGCGCCCUGAGCUCCUCCCGCGUCCGGCACGAAUUCCCGGCGAAUAGAACCCUCCUAGUUUCUGCCAAAAUCAAAGAGCCGGAGGCAAUUCUUCGCCGCCGUCUCGCGCUGAGGAAAGCGGACAGAGAGCUAUCGAGAGGAAACUACAAGACAGCGCUCACUUUGGUCAAGCAGUUGCAGGGAAAGCCUGGUGGCCUCCGUGGGUUUGGUGCCGCAAAGCAGGUUCCUCGGAGAAUCUCAUCCUUGAAUCAGUUAAAGCCCGGUGGAAUAGACACAUCAUCUCCUCAAUAUUUAGUUGAUUCAAUUCUGGAUUCCAUUAAACGCAGUACUGAGUUUCAACUAUCAGAAGAGGUCUCGGCAUCAGAGCUGGAGAGUUUGACACAUGAAUCUGUCAUUGAAGAUCAUUUAAUGUGUACACAACAUGAAGCUGGUCAUUUUGUGGUUGGCUACUUGCUUGGUGCUCUACCAAAAAGAUACGUUGUUUCUAAAAUGGAAGCUUUGAUGCAAAAUGAAUUUGUAGGAGGAGGGGUUGAAUUUAUGGGAUUUGAGUUUCUCAGAGAAUAUUUUCAUUCAAUGCAGGUUGAUACUGGGGGAAUAUUACAGAUGAACCUGUCCAGACAAAAACCAAGUGAUGGAAUCUAUAAAGGCAAAAUUUCAUCAACGACUUUGAACAGGUUUUCAUGCGUAAUAUUAGGAGGCUUAGUGGCAGAACACCUGGUAUUCGGAUACUCCCAAGGACUUCAUGGUGAUGUGGAAAAGCUGAACAGAGUACUUCGAUGGAUGGGUUUCGAAGAGAGUGAAAUUGAUUCCCACUUAAAAUGGGCUGUAAUGAAUACUCUCUUAAUAUUGGUUCGUCAUCAGGAAGCUAGAUCCAGACUGGCAGAAACCAUGGCGUUAGGAAAAUCAGUUGGCUCUUGCAUUGAUGUAAUAGAGAACAACUUAAAUGACAUUUAGGGAUGGCAACUGGGCGGAUAUUAGGGUAACCGUACCCGAUACCCGAAAUUGUUCCCGUACCCGAAUCCGCCCCGAUAACCGAACGGGGUGGGACUAGUUGUUCCAUAACCGAACCGAACGGAUUUCUGGUUAUACCCGAACCGAAUGGGUAACCGCAUAAACAACAAUAUCUUCAUCAACCCAGGAACGAAAUCAUUCACGGGACAAAAACAGAUCAUGUUCAAUACUCAAAAUAAACCCCAUAAAACUUCAAAUCAGUUCAACUCCACAGAUAUUUCCAAGUCAAAUACAUGUAUCUUAUACCCAAAACCUAUACGUGUACAAAUACAUCCAUUACAAACCUAUAAAUGUGCAAAUACAUGCCUGAUAAGGCUUUGAAAGAAUGGGGUAGAUGAGUAGAUCACAACAACGAA
This is a messenger RNA of Rhododendron vialii, 1432 nucleotides long. RefSeq lists its product as uncharacterized. The record is from RefSeq and is a predicted model, not a curated record. Bases 45 to 1019 code for a protein of 324 amino acids. Gene Ontology annotation, molecular function: ATP-dependent peptidase activity; ATP binding; metalloendopeptidase activity. The transcript is spliced from 8 exons. NCBI's taxonomy places the organism in Eukaryota, Viridiplantae, Streptophyta, Magnoliopsida, Ericales, Ericaceae. Gene Ontology annotation, biological process: proteolysis.